AUGCCCUUCCAGUUUCUACAAUCUCUGGAUGAAAUGCUUUUCACGAAUAUUGAUAUAACCGGAUCUAUCUUAGCGCUUAUCUUUCAGCACUUGGCGAAGGACCAAGCCAUGCAGAAAAAGCUCAGGGCUGAGAUUUCCGCUCACAGAGCCCAACCCGGAUAUACGGUAGGGGACUAUAUUAGCAAACAGAACACCCUGCUGCAUUUCUCGCUCCUGGAGUCGAUCCGCGUUACCCCUGCUAUGUCCCCAAGCGCAUUGGGGGAUUCCACAUUCCUGCUCACACGCCAACGAUCGUGGACGUGA
This is a messenger RNA of Aspergillus oryzae RIB40, 303 nucleotides long. RefSeq lists its product as uncharacterized. Gene Ontology annotation, molecular function: heme binding; monooxygenase activity; oxidoreductase activity, acting on paired donors, with incorporation or reduction of molecular oxygen. The record is from RefSeq and is a predicted model, not a curated record. Bases 1 to 303 code for a protein of 100 amino acids. The transcript is spliced from 2 exons. Lineage: Eukaryota; Fungi; Ascomycota; Eurotiomycetes; Eurotiales; Aspergillaceae.